AUGAUGUUUACUUCGUCGCAGUCGACCUGCGGUCUGCUGCUGGCUCUGCUGUGCUGCCUGAUGGUGGCCAGCAGCUAUGCUGCCCCAGCGGGAGACUACGCCGGCUGGCAACCCGUUGCCAACCAGCGCGCCCUCUCCAGUGAUGCGCAGGUGCGUAUGGUGGUGUACCUCAAGCAGAGCAACCUCGACCGUCUCGAUGAACUCUUCUGGGCCGUCUCCGACCCCGACUCCCCGAUCUACGCUCAAUACCUGUCGAUUGAUGAGAUCACCGAGAUCGUCGCCGCUCCCGCCGAGGCCGUGAAGACGGUCGUCGAGUGGCUGGCCGAGCACGGUGCCACCGACAUUCACGUGGUGAAGAACAGGGACGCUCUGAUCGCGCGCAUGUCGGCCACGACCGCGGACGCACUCUUCUCCGUCAACCUCCGCCGCUUCCGCUCGCCCGACGGUCGCAGGGAGAUUCUGCGUUCGUCGAAGGCCUACGCCCUGCCGGGUCACGUGGCGCGCCACGUUGACCUCAUCUCCGGCCUCACCGACUUCCCGCCCAUUCAGGACAGGAAGCCUCUGAAGGUCAAGGACAACGUCAUCAGCCACAAUGCCCCCUCUACGGUGGCGGCGAACAACGCGCCUGUGGUGACCAGCGCCGGGGCCAGGGGCGGAACGGACAUCAGGAUCCGCUUCAACCCGCGAUGCUCCAACGGCUUCUUCACCCGCACCCCCACCACGCCGUGUGCGGACUAUCCUCCCGCGAUUGUUCGCUUCGAGGCCGCUCUGUCGUCGGUCAGCGACAUCACGAAGCGCUCCGAGCUCUUCCCCAUCUGGGGGUCCGAUUUCAAGUGCUCGCUUGCAGAUGACAGGACCGAGUGUGAGAUCGACGUCAAGGGCUGGUACUACGAUCAGGUGAACGUGUCGCUGACAAGCUACUACUCGGCCAACGUCAAGAGCAGCGCCGGCAACUACGAAUACUCCGUGCUCGCCACCCCUCCCAUCGUCCCGCAGAGCAUCUGGGCUCAGUACAACAUUCCGUCGAACACGCGCGUGACGACCAACGUGACCCAGUGCGUGGUCGAGUUCGAGCAGCAGUACUACUCGCCCUCGGACCUCACCCUCUUCUUCGAGCAGAUGGGCCUCCCCACUGACACCCCCGUCACCGUUAUCGGUCCCAACUACCCGAACCAGCCCGGCGGUGAGGCGAAUCUGGACAUUCAGUACAUCAUGGGCGUCGCCCCUGGUGCGGCGACCACCUUCUGGUCGAUCUUCGCCAACUCGAGCCUCGAGAUUGACGACAUCCUCAAGUGGGCACUCCAGAUGUCCGAGACCGAGAAUCCUCCGCAGGUGAACAGCCUCAGCUACGGCAUGGCCGAGAUCAAUGUCGACACCUACCUGGGCAAGGGCUACCUGGCGCGUUCUGAUUUCGAGUUCAAGAAGCUCGCUCUCCGCGGCAUCACCCUCAUCUUCGCCUCCGGAGACACUGGCGCUGGCCUCCUGGGUCCGGCGCCGAUGACCGUGCCCAACUGCGACACCCUCCACGCCGACUGGCCCUGCCAAUCUGCUUACGUCACCGGCGUCAGCUCUACGAUCAUCACCCCCGUGUCGGAGCCUAUUUGCUACCUGCCCAAGAACAAGGGCGGCAUCGACUGCAGCCGCAACCCGCUCGGUGAGAUCGUCGUUUCAGUCGACGAGGGUCUGUUCUGGACGACCGGCGGCGGUUUCUCCAACAUCACCCAGAGGGCGCCCUACCAGGCCGACAUGGUCGAGUCGUACCUCGCCCGCAAGGACGUCGCCUUCCCGCCCAGUGACCUGAUGGUGGCUCUGAGCGGUCAGUUCAUUCCCGUGGACGGCACGAGCGCGAGCGCGCCCAUCUUCGCCGGCGUGGUGACCCUCCUCAACGACGCGCGCGUCGCCGCCGGCCUGCCGCCGCUGGGCUUCCUCAACCCGAUGCUCUACAAGGCCCGCCGCGAGCGCCCCCAGACCUUCUACGACGUGGUAUGGGGCAACAACCGAUGCGGCGCCAUUGGUCUGCCGGCGCCGGCGCCCACCUGCUGCGCGCAAGGCUUCCACGCCGUCGACGGGUGGGACGCCGCGACUGGCUUGGGCACGCCCAACUUCUUGGAGCUGAGGGAUUUCGUGUUGAACUACCCCAAGAAGUGGUGA
This is a messenger RNA of Acanthamoeba castellanii str. Neff, 2151 nucleotides long. Its product is annotated as Prokumamolisin, activation domain containing protein. Gene Ontology annotation, molecular function: serine-type endopeptidase activity; tripeptidyl-peptidase activity. The transcript is spliced from 23 exons. Lineage: Eukaryota; Discosea; Longamoebia; Acanthamoebidae. Gene Ontology annotation, biological process: proteolysis. The record is from RefSeq and is a predicted model, not a curated record. Bases 1 to 2151 code for a protein of 716 amino acids.